Notodromas monacha is the source of this 575-nucleotide messenger RNA. The record is from the annotation of a GenBank genome assembly. NCBI's taxonomy places the organism in Eukaryota, Metazoa, Arthropoda, Ostracoda, Podocopida, Cyprididae.
AUGUCAUUUUUCACAUUGCAGGUGAAGAUUGGACUUCAGAUUAAGGCACGUUUGGAGUACGUAUCCAAGUUGAAUAUUCAAGAUGAGGCAUAUCUUUGGGUUUUCAAGGCGAAAUGCACAAAUUGUGGGGAGGUCACAAAACAUAUGGAUUUUACGAGGUUCGACGAAGAAGCGUUAUCUGGUGGACGUGGGCAUGCUAUGCUACAUUACAAGUGCAAAUUGUGUUCUCGCGAGAACCACAUGAGUUUACUGCCCCUAACACUUCAGCCUUACUACGGUAUUGAGAGCGAGAACUUCAAAACAAUUGCAGAAUUUGACUGCCGCGGUCUGGAACUUGUCGAUUUUAUCCCAACGAAAGGCUGGCGUGUUGAAGUAGAAAAUUCUCACAAAAAAUUUGAUGACGUUGAUCUCGCCGAAACAGAAUGGAUGGAUUACGAUGAUUGUGCAAAAGUUAGUGUUGGUGUUUAUGAGCUUGAGCAUCAUUUCGUGAAGAUUCCUUAACAUGUCGUUAUUGUCAUGUCCGACCGUCCCAUUUGCGACUAACUGAAAAUAAAUAAUGACGCAGUGCGAAAAAA